Stylophora pistillata is the source of this 535-nucleotide messenger RNA. Its product is annotated as UPF0390 protein zgc136864. The record is from RefSeq and is a predicted model, not a curated record. Lineage: Eukaryota; Metazoa; Cnidaria; Anthozoa; Scleractinia; Pocilloporidae.
CUCGCAGACUCAAAGGAAACAAACAGCUCGAGGCGGUCGGACGGUUGAAAUUUCAGAUUAUGGCGCAGGGAAAAGGGAAAAUCAAGAAGGCCGCAGCGCCAAAAAAACAUCAAAAAAAGGCUCUUGGGCCAAAGAAGGGAGCAAGAACCAUUGCUCCUAAGAACAAGACGACUGUCAAAGCAGCAAAAGUAAAGAAGGCUCUUGAAGUAACCAUCAAGGCAAAUAUUGAGCAACAGCUUACUCAAGUGGCAGUCAGUAAGCAGUCCAAGCCAUUAAAGAUGGUGAAAGCAGCGGCAGGAAAACCACCAGCUAAGAAGAAGGGUGGAGGAAAAAAGAAGAAAUAACUUGACUGUCUGACACUGACACUUUAAAGAUUUGCUGUAUAUACAAAGCAUCCAUACUAUUUCAACACAUUAUAGUUUACUAGUCUUUUUUGCAUUGUUUUAUAUCAAUUUUGCUUCAGACCACACUAUAUAUAUAUAUAUAUAUGAAUAUGGUGUGUGCAUCUUACUUUAUUAAAAACUGGAUCAUUGGA